This is a messenger RNA of Closterium sp. Naga37s-1, 1026 nucleotides long. The record is from the annotation of a GenBank genome assembly. Lineage: Eukaryota; Viridiplantae; Streptophyta; Zygnematophyceae; Desmidiales; Closteriaceae.
AUGGGGGUCGCACCUCACUUUCCCCCCAGGUCGCACCUCCGUUUACCCCAGGUCGCACCUCCUCCUACCUCCUCCCGUCCCUCACCCCCAUGUUCCUUCCCAACCCCGCCCUCAGCACAUUUUAUCUCCUCCCUUCCCUUCCCCCCCUUCUUUCCCUCAAGUAAUCCCCUCCAUCCCCCCGUUUCCCCCCUCCAUGCCCUCAUUCCGAUCCCUGCUUCCCCUCAUUUCACCAUUUUCUUCCCCUCAUUUCACCAUUUUCUUCCCCAUUUCCCUACUACUUUCGCUUGGUUUCCCCCCUCCCCCCUUCCGCCACCCGCCAUGUCGCAGCCUCGUGACCGCCACGGAACCGCCAGCUGCACGUUUCACAAGGCGCGCGAGAUGCGUCCGUUCGCGUGCCAGCACCUUUCCCCAUCACCCCGAACGCCUUCCUCUAGACCGCAGGUUGUGGUGAGUGCGUCCUUGGUGGGUGAGGUGGCAGGGGUCCCGUGGCAGCAGUGUGGGUGCGAGGGGCAGACACGUGGUGGGUGCGGGUUUAGAGUGGGAUGUUCAUCUCCCCUGCUCCUAUGCCCAUUUCUAUCACACCUGACUUGCAUAGAACCCUCAUCCAAGCCUCCCCCCUGUCAUCCUAUGCCCACCCUGUCCUCCACCCCCCCAUGUUCUCCUCUCUCUCCUCCGUCAACCUCCCUCCCCCAUGUCAUCCUCUCCCCCCCAUUCUACCUCCGUCCCCCCUGUCCUCCUCUCUCCCCCGGUCCUCCUCUUUCCCCUCUGUCCUCCUCUCUCCCCUCUGUCCUCCUCUCUCCCCCUGUCCUCCUCUCUCCCCCCGUCCUCCUCUCUCCCCCAUCCUCCUCUCUCCCCCCGUCCUUCUCCCUCCCCCCUGUCCUCCUCUCUCCCCCCUGUCCUCCUCCCUCCCCCCUGGUCCUCCUCUCUCCCCUGGUCCCCCUUCACUCCCCUUCUCAUUCCUUUCCCGUUGCUUUCCUUAUGCCCUGCCAUUGCUCUGCCACUCUCCUCUUUUCCCCGCGUGCUUAG